AUGCAGCAUCUGAAAACCACCCCAAAAAAAGGAGGGGUGCCUGGUGGCAUGCACAUGCCCGGGGGUUGGUGCUCCAAGAUCAAAAAGCAAAUAAACGCAUCUGCUGGUGGCUCGGAUGCAUCUGCCUCGGACUUUACGAUCGCCCCCUCAGCAGCUCAUCUGAAACCCUUAAAGGAUGGCCGCCUGCACACGGGCUUCCCGAACAAGGCCUGGAGACAUGCCCGCGGAGAACUUCCUCCUCCUAAGACUGGAAAUGCAAUCUGCAGCCAUCAACUUAGGCGAGCUCUCUCCUCCAGGGCCUCCCCUGCGGCUCUGCCUCGCCUCACACUGGCCUGGGCCUCCAUGUCUCCUGGUGCCAUCUGGUCGCCGAGACGAACACUCUGGUAA
Molecule: messenger RNA, 387 nt
Organism: Pipistrellus nathusii (Nathusius's pipistrelle)
Lineage: Eukaryota; Metazoa; Chordata; Mammalia; Chiroptera; Vespertilionidae
Source: the annotation of a GenBank genome assembly